GAAGCCGUUUGUGUAUAAGUGUAUGUGUCUGUAAAGGGGUGGAUGACUGGGCUGGGUCUUUCAGUUGCAUACAGGUCACACACACAGACACACCUGGACAGAGGUAAAAGAGCCUUCAGCAGCUUAGUAUUGUCAACUGAACACACAAACAGACCAGGCAACAUGUCCUCUAAAGAUAUAGAACCCGACUAUGAUUCGGACUUUGAAUACGACUACCAUACACUACGUGUUGGAGGUCUGAUCUUUGCCGGAGUAGUUGUGGUCCUUUCCUUCCUCCUCUUGCUUGGAAACAAGAUCACAAACUGUGGCAAGAAAAAGCCAAAAAAUGAUGCAGACGAAGAAGAUUGAACUGACCAGAGCCAGCCAAUGAACCCAGGAGAGGGCAACAAUGUGCUACUAAGCUGUCAAUAGUGGUGUGUGUAUGAACAUAAGACUUUUGUAUUAAUAAAGUGAAUGUAACCACA
Cololabis saira (Pacific saury) is the source of this 464-nucleotide messenger RNA. RefSeq names its product sodium/potassium-transporting ATPase subunit gamma-like. Gene Ontology annotation, biological process: regulation of sodium ion transmembrane transporter activity. The transcript has 6 exons. NCBI's taxonomy places the organism in Eukaryota, Metazoa, Chordata, Actinopteri, Beloniformes, Belonidae. Gene Ontology annotation, cellular component: membrane. Bases 43 to 348 code for a protein of 101 amino acids. The record is from RefSeq and is a predicted model, not a curated record. Gene Ontology annotation, molecular function: sodium channel regulator activity.